UCUGCUCCUUUUCCGAAAUUUUCCGUGUGGGAAAGGCACAGGAACAGAACAGGGUGGAAUGAACCAUUUCCUUCAACCUACCCACCGUUCACCGGAAUUCUAAUCGGACGGGGAAUCGUCGGUAUCUUGCGACCUGAAACUUCCUGCAAAUAAUCAGAAUCCAAUUGUUUCCGCUUGUGGCCUGUAUUCCCAGUUUCGCAAGGUCUAAACUCUUCAAGGCUGUUUUUAACCCCGAUCAUGUUGUUUUUUCUUCCGAUCUCUUGUACGAUUAAGGAUUACCUUUCCUAGUGUGCGAGAAAGAUUCUAAGGUCCUUCUUUUCUCGCCAUCCUUCCUUCUUUUUGCUUUCGGAUCUCGCUAGCUUCGCAAACAUCAUGAGUACAGCUAUUCUGUUUUGAUCCGUGUUGAAAUGAUUACAGGAUGCAUAAUGGCUCCAGUUUUGGAUGAAACUGAUGGAAUAUCUCCAGUUCCACCAGGUUUUGUUUCUCUCAAGUCAUUCACCUUGCACAGAGCUCGGGAUGGUUCUUUGGCCUCUACACCUUUCAAUGAUCCCAGAAAGGCUACCAUGGAUGAUGAGAGCAGCGCAACUGGUGUUGUGAACUUAAGAAAGUCGCUUAGGCAUAGGCCUUGGGUAAACUACUGUCAAUUAGAUAACAGCUCUGAUGAAGAGUCAGACUCUGAAUUAUCUGACCAAGAUGCCUUUUCUCUGCCUAAAGGUGUUAUUCGUGGUUGCAUUGAAUGUGGAAACUGCCAGAAGGUCCUAGCCAGAUGGCGUCCUGAAGAAUCAUGCAGGCCCGUACUUGAUGAAGCCCCUGUGUUCUAUCCAAGCGAAGAGGAGUUCAAAGACACUCUAAAAUAUAUUGCCAGUAUACGCCCUACAGCAGAAUCGUACGGAAUCUGUCGCAUUGUUCCUCCCCCUUCUUGGAAGCCUUCUUGUCCUCUUAAAGAAAAACAAUUAUGGGAAGGGUCCAGUUUUACCACUCGUAUCCAGAGAGUGGACACGCUUCAAAACCGGGAAACAGUGAAAAAGUUGUCAAGAAAUCAUAGCAUGAUGAUGAGGAAAAGGAGAAGGCUGGUGAAAAUGAAGGCAGAUUUCGGGGAAAACAACAUAGAUAUUUCAGAAAUCAAUGAAAAAGGAUCAUAUUCUCAAAGAUUUGGAUUUGCACCAGGUCCAGAUUUUACUCUAGAGUCAUUUCAGAAAUAUGCGGAUCAUUUUAAGGAGCAAUAUUUUUGCAAUAGUUUGAAUGCUAACUUAAGGUCUGAACAAUUGGAACCAUCUAUUGAGAAUAUUGAAGGCGAAUAUUGGCGAAUUGUUGAGCACCCAACUGAGGAGAUUGAGGUUCUCUAUGGUGCUGAUUUGGAAACUGGUAUGUUUGGUAGCGGUUUCCCUAAAGCAGCUUCCGGUCCGCUUGAUUCUGAUUCAGCUGAUUGCUUUGCCAAAUCUAGCUGGAAUUUGAACAAUGUAUCUAGGCUUCCUGGUUCAGUGCUUGCAUUUGAAAGUGGAGACAUAUCUGGUGUUCUUGUGCCAUGGCUGUAUGUUGGCAUGUGUUUUUCUUCAUUUUGUUGGCACGUUGAAGAUCAUCACCUUUACUCUCUGAACUAUUUACACUGGGGUGCUCCAAAAAUCUGGUAUGGAGUUCCAGGAAGAGAAGCUUUGAAUUUGGAGGCUGCUAUGAAGAAACAUCUUGCAGAUCUUUUUGAAGAACAGCCAAAUUUGCUCCAUUACCUUGAUACCCAAUUUUCACCUUCCAUUUUAAAGUUAGAGUCAGUACCAGUUUACCGUUGCAUACAACAUCCAGGAGAAUUUGUUCUUACCUUUCCCCGAGCAUAUCAUUCAGGUUUCAAUUGUGGAUUCAACUGUGCAGAGGCUGUUAAUAUAGCUCCUGUUGACUGGCUACCUCAUGGACAAAAUGCUGUGGAACUGUACUGUGAACAAAUGCGCAAGAUAACCAUAUCCCAUGACAAGCUUUUGUUGGGAGCGGCGAGAGAAGCUGUCAGGGCAUUGUGGAAUGUCUUAUUUCUUAAGAAGGACACACCUGAAAAUCGCGUAUGGAAAGACACAUCUGGACUUGUUGGAGUCCUAGCAAAGUCGCUGAAGGCUAGAGUUGAAUUGGAGAGGAUUAGAAGGGAACAUCUUUCUUCCUCUCAGAUUAGAAAAAUGGACUCGGCAUUUGACUCUGAAAGCGAACGAGAAUGUGUACUGUGUCAUUAUGAUUUACACCUUUCGGCUGCUGGUUGCUCAUGUUCACCUGAUAAAUUCUCAUGUUUAGUUCACGCAAAGCAUCUCUGCUCGUGUGAUUGGAAAACAAGAUUUUUCCUAUUUCGCUAUGAGAUAAGUGAGCUGAACACUCUUAGUGAUGCUGUAGGAGGAAAACUGAGUGCUGUUCAUAAGUGGGGAUUGCAGGAUCUUAAGCUGAGUUUGAGUUCUUAUGUCAACAAAGAGAAACCAUUUCAAUCCAGGUUCUCUGAUCAAGAUUGCUCAGAAGCUAAAGGAAAUGAUAAAGUGAGCAUGAGUCUUGAUUUUUCAGUAAGUUCUAAGAAUGCAAGUUCAGCGCAAGAUGGAAAGCAAUCUGUAUUGCAACAUUCCUCAACGGUAACUAAUGCCAACACUAAAAUGCUGGCAGUUGAUUCUAGUUUAGCUAUUGCUAAUACCACACAGUGCCAACAUAUAAAGUCAACAGUCCCAUCUGUUGCCAAGGAGCCAGGUCUGCAAGAUAAUUCUUUAUUGAAAAUUAAACUUGCUCGGAACCAACAGACCAAUGAAGUAUGCAUCAGUUCUCACGAUAAAAGUUCUGAAGAAUGUGUAGUGAACACCAAAACCGUGCAAAGUAAUGCAAAUGUGAGAAACUAUAUGAGUUGCUCUCUCUUGGAACCUAACGUUAAGCAGCAAUGUCCCACAAAUUUAAGUGUUUCCAGUGUCAGCAAUAACUUACCAGCCAGUAAGAAUGAUCCAUUACCAUAUAAUGUUGGCAACAGAAGGGAUCAAAUAAUUCCUCCAAAGUCAGGAAAGGACAAACCAAGUAACGGAGACAGUCCUGGGGGUGUUGUGAAUAUUGAUGGCAAGGAAACAAUCUGUAAUUUUUCAAACAAACAGCUUUUGGCAAUGCCCAGGAUAUGUCCAACAAUUGUUGAUAAACAAAGAGAUAAUAAGCAGGAUGUAUUGAAAAACAUUGUCCAUUCUCCUCUCCCUUCUACCUUAGAACCCAAAGAACAAGGAAAAGGGGAAAUCACUGGAAACUGUUCCUCUAAUUCUCCAUCUCACUCUCCUGUAGUUUCGAUUGCUGAGGGAGCCUCUGAUCAUAAAACAUGUGUAAAUGCAUCUAUUGCAGGGCAUGUACUGGACCAUCUGAAAACCAAAGAACUUGGUGAAUGUGGCACUAAAAGUGCUAGGAGUGACCAGAAGCAGCAGUCCUCUGGAAGUUUGACUGGAAGUUCAAACUCAGAUGAGUUUAACAAAGCUGGAAAGGUUAAUGAUUCUGAUUCUCUUAAUAGCAUGAGGGAUAAUGGGGAAUUGAUUGAAACAUGUUCAUCAUUUCCAUUAAAUACUGUUCAUAGACAGAACCACACACAGAAUGGGCCUCGAAUGGCCAAGGUAGUGCGACGAAUAAACUGCAAUGUUGAGCUCUUGGAAUACGGUGUUGUUCUUUCAGGAAGGUUAUGGUCUACAAGUCAGGCUAUUUUUCCCAAAGGAUACAGGAGUCGAGUUCGAUACUGGAGCAUACUAGAUCCUACACAGAUGUGCUAUUAUGUUUCAGAGAUUUUGGACGCUGAACUGCUUGGGCCUUUAUUUAUGAUUAAGCUGGAGCAAAGACCAAGUGAAAUAUUUAUACAUGUAAGCGCUACUAAGUGUUGGAAUAUGGUUAGAGAGAGGGUGAACAAUGAAAUUAGAAGGCUGCACAACCUUGGGAGAGUUAAUCUUCCUUCUCUUCAGCCUCUAGGAUCAGUUGAUGGCCUUGAGAUGUUUGGCUUAACUUUUCCAACAAUUAUGCAGGCACUUGAAGCAAUUGAUAAGAACCGAGUCUGCUCAGAGUAUUGGAGAGCCCGGCCUCAGAGAGCAAUUUCUACCACUGCGGAGUGUAAAGGUCCUCCCCAGCCUGUUCUUGCAGGAGCUGACGCCAAACUCAAAUCCCUAUUUAAGAAAGCCAGUUCAGAGGAGCUGCUUGCAUUGCAUUUGACAUUGUGCGGCGAUCAACCUGGCACCAAGCACGAAUUGCUUCAGCUCAUCAAGGAAGAGAAUCACAGCCGCAUGGGCUUCCAUCUUUAAGAUCUUCUCUCUCGCAGCACAGGUUAGCCACAUUUGUUCAAUUUUUGUUAUUUUUAUUAUUGUUCAUAGGAUAUAUCAUCUCUCGGAAGCAGGUUAAGUUGUAUUUAUAGCACAUGCAACUGAUCCUUUUUUCAUAUGAAAUGAGAUUCAAAAUGUCCAAAUGCA
Dendrobium catenatum is the source of this 4427-nucleotide messenger RNA. Its product is annotated as putative lysine-specific demethylase JMJ16. Bases 408 to 4262 code for a protein of 1284 amino acids. Gene Ontology annotation, biological process: chromatin remodeling. Lineage: Eukaryota; Viridiplantae; Streptophyta; Magnoliopsida; Asparagales; Orchidaceae. Gene Ontology annotation, cellular component: nucleus. The record is from RefSeq and is a predicted model, not a curated record. The transcript is spliced from 12 exons. Gene Ontology annotation, molecular function: histone H3K4me/H3K4me2/H3K4me3 demethylase activity.